CGACCGGGGCGGGGCCUGUGGGGGGGCGGGGCCUGUGUGGGGAGCCGGCCCGCGGGUUCGCUCCGCCACAGCCGGGCCUCGCUGCAGCCAUGAUCCACAGUCUAUUCCUGAUCAACGCCUCGGGGGACAUCUUCCUGGAGAAGCACUGGAAGAGCGUCGUUAGCCGCUCCGUCUGUGACUAUUUCUUUGAGGCGCAGGAGCGGGCCUCGGAGGCGGAGAACGUGCCGCCGGUGAUCCCCACGCCGCACCACUACCUCCUUAGCGUCUACCGCCACAAGAUCUUCUUCGUGGCCGUCAUCCAGAGUGAGGUACCGCCGCUCUUCGUCAUCGAGUUCCUGCACCGCGUCGUGGACACGUUCCAGGAUUAUUUUGGUGUCUGUUCAGAGGUAAUAAUCAAGGACAAUGUUGUGGUGGUUUAUGAAGUGCUGGAGGAGAUGCUAGACAAUGGCUUUCCAUUGGCAACAGAGUCUAAUAUUCUUAAGGAACUGAUAAAGCCUCCUACUAUUCUGCGAACAGUCGUCAACACCAUCACAGGAAGCACUAAUGUGGGUGACCAGCUUCCCACUGGACAGCUCUCAGUGGUGCCUUGGAGACGUACUGGUGUAAAAUAUACCAACAAUGAAGCCUAUUUUGAUGUGAUUGAGGAGAUAGAUGCAAUCAUUGACAAAUCGGGUUCCACUAUUACUGCUGAAAUCCAAGGAGUAAUUGAUGCUUGUGUCAAGCUGACUGGGAUGCCAGACCUUACCCUCUCCUUUAUGAACCCUCGGUUAUUGGAUGAUGUCAGCUUUCACCCAUGUGUGCGUUUUAAGCGCUGGGAGUCAGAGAGAAUACUCUCCUUCAUUCCUCCUGAUGGAAAUUUCCGCUUGCUGUCCUACCAUGUCAGUGCUCAGAAUCUUGUGGCAAUUCCUGUCUACGUUAAGCACAACAUCAGUUUUCGUGAUAGCAGCUCACUGGGACGGUUUGAGAUCACAGUGGGGCCAAAGCAGACUAUGGGGAAGACUGUGGAGGGAGUGAUGGUCACUAGCCAGAUGCCAAAAAGUGUCUUGAAUAUGACCCUCACGCCCUCUCAAGGCACACAUGUCUUUGAUCCAGUUACAAAGUUACUGUCAUGGGAUGUUGGGAAAAUAAACCCCCAGAAACUGCCAAGUCUGAAGGGGAGCGUAAGCCUGCAAGCUGGGACAUCGAAACCAGAUGAAAACCCCACCAUUAAUCUGCAGUUUAAAAUUCAGCAGCUGGCUAUAUCUGGACUGAAGGUGAAUCGCCUGGACAUGUAUGGGGAGAAGUACAAGCCAUUCAAGGGGAUAAAAUACAUGACUAAGGCUGGCAAGUUCCAAGUCCGAACCUAGAGGCUGCUGAUAGCGACGAAGAGCACUUUACCUGUUUUCCCUGUCCCUGGCUGUUGGAAGCAGCCUCUUAUCCCAUCCAUCUAUUUAGGGUUGCUCCCUUCUCUGUUGUAGCAUAAGCAGUAAAGCCAGUGCUCAGAGUGCUGGAAAGCAGGGAAAAGUAAGGUUGACCUGAAACCACCUCAUCCCUACCUGAGUCUGAAGUAUUUGGAACAAUAGCAGAUGGGAGAGUUGCUCAGGACCCUUAGGAUUAGCAAGUCAGCUCUGUAAGCUUGUAUCACCUUCAUUUUGCUGUCUUAGAGGAAAUUCUAGCAAUUUAUGGCCUUUUGCAGCUUCUCUUCCUUGUAUUUUGUUUGGCUUUUAUCCCGUGUUACGUGAUAAAAAGUUGAAUUUCCACAAACUUCAGUGUAAUGAUCCAGCAUCUGCAUUCCUGUAUCACUGGGUGUUAGGGUGUCGAGUUGUGUAGUUCUUGCCAGCAGGGAGAACAUCUAGCUGUUCUGCCUCAAAAAGACUAGCAGAAGUGGAAGGGUAGAUUGUUCUACCCAGGAUGGGAAGUUGAGAAGCCUGAGAUUGGGAAUGGUGCCACAAAGGGAAGAAGUGCAUUCUUUCUCUAGGUACUUCAUAAGGCAUUCUGUUCAUCAAGGAUCUUAAGUCUCUGAACACAGACUUGAAAUACAUUCAGAUCUUGUAACUGAUGGGCGGUGGUAUCUCCAUGUAAUUCUGCUUCUCCUCUUACUUCAUCAGUGUUUGAACGUAGGAAUUCUCCUAGCUUAUUUGGGGAAUCUGAAGAGACAGACAGGGGAACUUCUGUAGAGAGAAGCUGUGGCUACAUGAAGAUAACCACUGUCCUAGUUACUUGUUGGAACCUCUUUUAGCCUCUCCUUGCCUAUUGCAAAUGACGGUGAUACUGCUGUUUUCCUGCUCGCUCAUGUCUUCCUUUGAGAUAAUUGUGACCUGGUACCUUUAUAGUGUUCCUCCUGUCCUACCUCAUUUCAGUUCCUCUACCAGUCAGGUGCUGUGCAGAUGGAUUCAAACCUAUGCCAGAUUUUUCACUGGGAUCAUCUCUUCCUCAGGAGCUGUUGCUGUAUCUGUCCAUUCCAGCCUAUGGUAUAUCCCUCUGUACAGCAGAAAUAGAAAAUGAGAGGCACCUGCACUGUUCAUAUUGUCUGUUACAGGCUCUUUGGCCACUACAUGCCAAUGUUGUCAGCAGAACGGAGUGACCCUGAACGAGGGGUAGCAUUCAUUCCACCUUGCAUGUGGUGCACACUUCCAGUGGAUGAGUGGCAUCUUGCUUGUGGGAUUACUAGUUCCCAUGCAGCUGAAGAAUCCCAUAACAGGUGGCAUUCUGCUGAGGUGACGUUACUGCUGAGCAUGUUCAGUGCAAACAAAACCUUCAACAAGGGCAUCAAUAAAAUUUUUACAUGUCAUCUGUGUCAUUUCAGAGUGGUUUGUACAGGCUUUAUAAGAAAUAAAGUUGGUAUUUAAGGAUGAAUGUAAA
Molecule: messenger RNA, 2841 nt
Organism: Taeniopygia guttata (zebra finch)
Lineage: Eukaryota; Metazoa; Chordata; Aves; Passeriformes; Estrildidae
Gene: AP3M2
Product: adaptor related protein complex 3 subunit mu 2
Biological process (GO): vesicle-mediated transport; intracellular protein transport
Cellular component (GO): clathrin adaptor complex
Source: RefSeq, a predicted model, not a curated record